Messenger RNA from Psylliodes chrysocephalus, 1813 nucleotides. Lineage: Eukaryota; Metazoa; Arthropoda; Insecta; Coleoptera; Chrysomelidae. The record is from the annotation of a GenBank genome assembly.
AUGUUGGAAAAUUUACAAACCGAAAAUAUUUUACAAAAAGCGGCAUUGACUUUAAGAAAAACAAUAUGGCAAAUAGAAAAGAAAAAGUUACCGGCUAAAAAUAUUACAGCGCAGGAUUUAAUAUCAGGAGAAGCUUCGAUACCGCAACAAUUACUGGACUUUUACUCUAUUCUUGCUGGGGCCAAUCAAAAACGAAAAAACAGCUUAAAAUCUUAUGCAGACUUGAAUCUUCAUAAUAUUCGGAAAAAUACCAAGCAGUUACAAAAUUUCAUUACCACGUUCGAUCGAUUUAUUAAUCCCUUCAGCUCAGAAUUACCAAAAGAACAAUUGAUUAAUAUUUCAUCUGGAAAAUCUGCAUCACCACCAGUAGAGGCGUACCUUCUACAUAUUGAAGUAAACGGAGAUCACCACCGUAAAGCAUUCAUUUCUGAGUGUUUAUCAGAUAUUAACCGAUUCGAAAAAGCCAUAAAGAAAACAUCAGUAGACAACUUCUCCAAAGAUUAUGAGAAAAAAAAUAAAGUUCAAGUAGGUGGAAUUUCAAUGGAUUACAAAGUAGAUAUUUCAAAAAUUUUAUCUCACCCAAUUACUUCAGUGCCAUUGUCCAUGUGCCAUUUGGAUGGAACUAUUUGUAAAACUGAUAAAUCUGCUUUGAUGAAAAGGUUAGAGAAAGAGGUCCAACAUGAUCAACCAGGUCAUAUUGAUGUUCUAAUCAUUGAUGAUUAUGAACAUUCACAACGAUUUGAAUCUGCACAAUUAGAGUUUACAAUAACUGGGCCUGAGCAAGUUCGACCAAGUGAUUUUGCGAAAGAAUUGAAAAAUUUGAAUUUUAAAGAAGCUCUUGUUGAUUUCUUCAUUUCACAUUGGGCUACUGAUGAAGCGGUGUCAUUUAUUCAAAAUAAAAUUAUAAACGUAAAUUUCAGACAAUGUCAUUCAUUUACUGUUAAUAGUUCUAAUCACGUUGUUUUAAGUGUAGAUGAAGAGUUGUCAUGCUCAGAACAUGAGGAAGCAGAUACUAAGAUAGUAUAUCAUGCGUGUAACAUCAACUAUCAAGCAAAUAUAGUGAUCAGAAGUGUUGAUACUGAUAUUGCUGCUAUAAUGCUUGGAAACAUGCAUCAUCUUAAAAACGAUUCAUGCGUGUGGAUCCUUACAGGUACUGGAAAUAACUUAAGAUAUGUUAACCUAACCAAAAUACACGCAGAGUUGGGAGAUUCUAUUUGUCGGAGCUUACCUGGGUUUGAUGCAAUCACAGGAUGUGAUUACAAUCCUGCAUUUUUCAGGAAAGGAAAAUUAGAACCUUACAAAAUAUUGAAAAAACAUCAGGAGUACCAGAAAGCUUUCAUGAAGUUCGGUAACAAUGAAUUAAUUGAAGACAACGAUGAACAACGAAACGUUUUUAAUAUUGUCCAGAAAUUCAUAUGCAACAUAUACAAUGUCGGUAGUAUAAUUGAUGUUGAUGCUGCGCGCCUUCAAAUGUUCAUUGAUUCAUAUACGGUCUCUGAUGUGAACGAAGCUUUUGAUCGAAAAAAAUUGCGGAAUUUCGACGCCAGCAAUCUACCACCAUGGGAUCAGCUACCAAAUUAUGUCAGUGAUUCGUUAGAAAUUAUAUCAGAAACUGACGAAGAAGGUGAUAUUGACAUCAAUCAAGAGGACUGGAGUAGUAGUGACGAAGAUUGUGAAAAUAUUGACGACAACGAUGAAAAUUCUGAGCAUUAUUAAAUCAUUUUUUGUAUACAAUAAUAUUUUUUUUAACUCUGUAAUAAUUAUAAGAAUAUUUUUUACUUUCUAUAAUAUGGCUAUGAAUAUAAUAAAAUAU